AUGGCGGGGAUAGGGAUACAGGCGCCAGAUGAGGCCCGAGCAGACUCGCCAGAGACGUCUGCAGAAACCCAAGUUACACUAGACGAGCCCUCGCAGCAGCUGGCGGACGAGACGGCGAUGGCGAGCCAGGAGGCCGGCGACGAGUCGAGUCGGCUGCGAGCUCUCAACGCUGAUAUCAGAGACCAGGAGGACUUGGAGAGGGAUAUCACUCGCCAGGCCGAUAAGCUAUUGAAGGAACAGGCUAAUGAGCGAGACAUACGACGCCUGGAACGUACUAGACAUGAGAAAGUGAAGAUCGAAUCCCAGAUCCUCAGGCUCCACCAACGGCUUUCCGAACCCAUAGGAACCUCCGCCAGAGUGAAGUUCGAAGGAGACAUAAAAAACGCCGAAACCCGGUUGACGCAGCUAGAGACCGACCUGCAGGAGAUACAGCAGCGCAUCGAAGAGCGGAGUACGCAAGAGGAUGGUGCUGGUGGUGGCCAUGAAGAAGGGUCGGCGGCAGGGAGACUGCCCAAUGAGUCGCGGAGGGAUUAUCUUAUCCGGACGGGAAAGAUUACGCCCUUUUCGCGCAUGAGCGGUGGUGGAGCGAGAGACGAUGUGGCUACGACGUUGCAGGGUGCUCUGCUUGAUGCGGAGGAGGAAAGAGAGGAAGAGAUCGCGAUGGAAGAGGCGAGUGGGCAGCCGGUUGCCUCGCACCGACACCUGAUGAAGCCUGGGUUCGAUGAUAGUGAAGCAAAUGACCAGUUUGAGGUUACUUCACGGCCGUCGAAACGACGAAAGGUUACGGGUGGACCGGGCCUGGAGGCGAGUUCUCCUGCAAAGUCGGAUGAGGACUACGCUGAUGCCGGAGCGGAGGCAGAGAGCUCGGAGGAAUCAUCUGUUGAAGCGGAAGAACUGGAUUCGGACGAUUCGACUGCUCAAGCUAAAAGGAAGAAGGGAAAAGGCAAAGGGAAAACAUCUACCGCUGUCAUUGAAGAUUUCAAGGGCGUGGAUGAUGGGGACGAGAGGGUAUACCAAUCGCGACUGCGAGACUGGGUGCAAAGACGGUCCGAGGCUCGCGAUCGUGCAAAAUUAGAGGCUCUCAAUCUUUCAAGAGAUGACGAAAGUAAACCUGAUAAUCAUGAUGCGCAAGCCCCUGAACAGGAGGAAUGGUAUCUCCCACAUCCAACAACGCCAGACACCGUACUACAUGGUGGCUACCAACUUCCCGGAGACAUAUACCCGUAUCUCUUUGACUACCAAAAGACCGGCGUCAAAUGGCUAUGGGAGCUCCACCAGCAGCAAGUCGGCGGCAUCAUAGGCGAUGAAAUGGGUCUCGGCAAGACGAUCCAAGUCAUUGGAUUCCUGGCUGGUCUACAUUACAGCAAGAAACUUAACGGUCCUAUUAUCGUUGUCUGCCCUCCCACCGUCAUGAAGCAAUGGGUAAACGAGUUCCAUCGCUGGUGGCCUCCAUUCCGUGUCUCGAUACUACAUACCUCUGGGAGCGGGAUGGUGAAUCUCAAAAGCGAAAGCCUGGCUGAAGACCGAUAUACGUCGGGGGCAUGGGGUGAUCGGAAUUCUAGCUCGCAACGAGGUAACAAAGCUGCUCGCCGCAUCUUGAAACGCGUGCUGGAAGAUGGUCAUGUUCUAGUCACUACGUACGCUGGGUUGCAGACGUAUGCCUCUCUCUUGAUACCUGUGGACUGGGGCAUCGCAGUCUUGGAUGAAGGUCAUAAGAUCCGCAACCCGGAUACCUCCAUCACUAUCCACUGCAAGGAACUACGUACCUCACACCGACUUAUCCUCUCCGGAACUCCCAUGCAGAAUAAUCUGACCGAGCUAUGGUCGUUAUUCGACUUCGUCUUCCCCAUGCGUCUAGGCACGCUGGUCAAUUUUAGGAACCAGUUCGAGUUCCCCAUCCGAACGGGCGGGUACGCUAAUGCCUCGAACUUGCAGGUUCAGACGGCAGCGAAGUGUGCAGAGACGCUCAAGGAUGCAAUAAGCCCAUACCUACUUCAACGGUUCAAAAUGGACGUUGCAGCCGACUUGCCGAAGAAGAGCGAGCAGGUACUGUUCUGUAAACUUACGAAGAUACAGAGGACGGCGUAUGAGGCGUUUUUAGCCUCGGGAGAGAUGUCGUCUAUCCUACGCGGACGGAGAGAGGCGCUUUACGGCAUCGAUAUGCUAAGGAAAAUAUGCAACCAUCCGGAUCUCACGCAACAUAAGACGUUAUCCCUGAAAACGGAUUAUAACUAUGGCAGCGGCGCAAAAUCGGGGAAGAUGCAGGUUGUCAAGUCCCUUUUAGAGUUGUGGAGGGACACAGGCCACAAGACGCUGUUGUUCGCUCAGCAUCGAAUCAUGCUCGAUAUCCUAGAGCGGUUCAUCAAGGGCUUUAACGGCUUUAAUUAUCGGCGCAUGGACGGGAACACGCCGAUAAAGGCCCGCCAGGGGAUGGUUGAUGAAUUCAAUAAUGAUCCAGACCUACAUGUGUUCUUACUCACGACGAAGGUGGGUGGGCUAGGGGUGAACCUUACAGGUGCAGAUAGGGUGAUUAUUUAUGAUCCAGACUGGAACCCGUCCACAGACGUGCAGGCGCACGAGAGGGCAUGGAGGCUAGGCCAGAAGCGUGAGGUGACCAUCUAUCGGUUGAUGACCGCUGGCACGAUCGAGGAGAAGAUAUACCACAGACAGAUCUUCAAGCAGUUCCUGGCGAAUAAAAUUCUACGGGACCCCAAGCAACGCCAGACCUUCCAGAUGAGUGAUAUACAAGACCUGUUUACGCUAGGAGGUGAUGGUCCUACGGAGACAAGCCAGAUGUUCAAGGAAGCAGAUGUCGUGUAUGAGGAUGAUUCUGCAAAGGGCAAGGGCCCUAGAUCUACCGGUCAACAGCAACAACGGCGGCGACAGGCCGAAAAUAAACCUGCUCCGAAGGAAGAAGACCAGAGAAUCAGCCGGGUCACUGGCGUUGCAGGUGUGGAAGAAUAUCAAGGCGAAGUUAGCACACCAGGCACACCACAGCAGCCAAAAGACGGAGACAGGACUGGAAGUGAGAAGCCCGAUACAGACAGCCGCUUGAUGGAGAGUAUCUUCUCACGUUCUGGCGUGCUCUCGGCCCUCGAACAUGACCAGAUCAUCCACGGCAAACGAACGGUCAAAGCAGACCCGAAAAUCAUUGAAACGGAAGCCAAGCGUGUUGCAGCAGAGGCAGCCAAGGAGCUCCUCAAAGCAGAAGAGCUUGCUCGCACAGUACCAGUCGGCACACCCACCUGGACAGGACAGUUUGGAACCGCAGGACGACCAGGCGUUAACGUUGCGCCAUCCGGUACGUCAUCCAUCUAUUCUGGCGGAGGAAGCACCGUCCGUCGAGCGAUGGGCGGACCAUCCUCUGCCAGCCUGCUUGCAAAUCUUGCCAACCGCAGUGCUGGAGGCGGCAGAACCGGCUCUGGCACCAGCUCUCCAUCUGCAUCAGCUUCUGCUUCUGCUUCUGCGGCCGGCACACCACGGACCGGGACGCCGACGGGGAAGGACUUUAUGGUUAUGAUACGGGACUAUAUCAUCACACACGGGGGAGCGGUGCAUACGCAGAUGCUGGUCGAUCGUUUUAACAGAUUCUGCGACUCGCCGCGGGCAACGGCGGAGUUCAAGGAGAUUCUUCGCACGAUCGCCGUGCUUGACAAGUCAGGCUCAGGCUCAGGAUCACGGAGAGGGAAAUGGGUGCUGAAGCCUGAAUAUGCGAAAAAGUGA
Molecule: messenger RNA, 3723 nt
Organism: Arthroderma uncinatum
Lineage: Eukaryota; Fungi; Ascomycota; Eurotiomycetes; Onygenales; Arthrodermataceae
Product: DNA repair and recombination protein RAD26
Exons: 3
Coding region: 1-3723 (1240 amino acids)
Biological process (GO): transcription-coupled nucleotide-excision repair
Cellular component (GO): nucleus
Molecular function (GO): ATP-dependent chromatin remodeler activity; ATP binding
Source: RefSeq, a predicted model, not a curated record